AUGAGUAUAAAAGAUAGAAGGAAGAAACCAAUUAGUCUUAAAAAAGAAAAAUUAUUUUCUGAUCACACAAGUCAACAAACAAGAAGUUCUUUAGCAAAAACGACAUCAUAUCAUAGUGACAGAGAAUCAUUACCCACACCCUCAGCGAAUCCGAAUCCAAAUCAGACCUUAUUAUUUUAUCAAUACGACAGUGACGGAUUUGGAGAAUUAACAGUUCAAGAAAUAAGAGAAUUUCUCCAAAAUGAAAAAGGAAUGUAUUUAACAGACGAACAUAUUCAAAGUAUUAUGUCGAAUGUUCUUAUGCAAACAGACAGAAUUAAAAUGAAUGACUUUAUUAAGUUUUGUAAAUAUAUUGAAACUGACCAAGAAUAUUUAAUAAAUAAAUCAUCAGUAGAUAAUAGUCCAGUUUAUCGACAUGAAGAUUCAUUAUUUCAACAAAGAGACCAAGAUAAACCGAAAUAUUUACAAAAUUAUAAUGAUAGAAGUUUUAUUCAUGAUAGUCAAAUAGAACAAGAUAUUAUUAGUGAGAGCGUUAAUUUAACAAGUAAAGAAAAUGAAAUUAAUGUAAGAGAUAUUAAUAUUAUUCAUAAUGAAAAACCACAUAUGUCAAAAGUAGAAAUAGAAGAAGUAAUGAAAGGAGUUGAAAUGAAAAAUUUACCAGCAUUACAACAAAGUGUAUUAAAUAUGAUUUUUAAUAAAACAACAGAAGUUCAAAAAAGAAAAAUACAAUUUGAAAAAGUUAAUAUGGAAAAUAGUGAAGAUCCAUUAAAACCAUAUGGAAAAGAUUUAACUACAGAAGAUACAGCAAAUAUUUCAAUUUUAAUUGAUGAUAAUAAACAACAAUUAAAUCCAAGACAAACAUAUAAAAAUUUAUUUGAUCAUUAUGAUGAAAUGUAUAGACCAAUAGAUGAAAAAGAAACAUUAUGUGGAAGAAGAGAAGUAUUAUUAAUGAAUCCAAAUGAAACAACAAGUGAUAUAUGGAUGAUAGAAAUUGGAGAUAUUGAAAGGAAAGAAUGUCCUAAUGAAGAAUUAUUUGGAGUAUUUUGUAUAUAUGAUAUUACUAUGGAAAAAAAAUUAACAGAAAAUUAUUAUAUUGAAUUUUCAAAAGAAAAAGAAAAUAAUAAUAAAGAUAUAAAUAAUAAAGGAAUAUUUUGUAUUAAUUGGAGAGUAGAUUAUUUUAAGAAAACAGAACAUAAAAUUAAAGGAGUUCUUUUAAUAUAUAAAUAUGCAGAAAUUGAUCCAAAUGGAAGUAAAGAAGGAUAUUUAAAAGAAGAAAAGAAAAAGAAAACACAAAUUAUUAAAAAUCAAAGUAAAAGAAGUAAUUAUAAACAAUUUUUAGGAAUUGGAGUAACAGAUUUAGGAGAAAUAUUAAUUGGAAAUAAUUCAAGAUUUGAAUCAAAAGAAUUACCAAUUUAUAGAGAAGAUAUUGAAAAAAAACAAGAAUUUGAUACAUUUUUAAAAAGUGAUAAUAAUAAAAGUAAACAAUUAAAUAUUACAUGGAAAUAUUCAAUGAAAAAAAUAUUAACAAAAGAAGCAAGAUAUGAAAAUAAAAAUCAUGAUAUAAUACAAAAAGAAUAUUUUAUUAAAGAUGCAUCAGGAUAUAUUCUUCAAAAUAGUAAUCCAGAAGGAAAAAUAAUUAGAAUGCUUGAAGAUUUUACAUCUAUUGAAAAUUAUAAAAAUUUCUUUAUGGAUUUUACAAAUAAUGUUUAUGUUACACCAAAAGAAUUAAAUAUUACAUCAAUUUCACAAAAAGAUAAAAAGAAAACAAAAUUUGUAAUAACAUGUUAUUUUAGAUGUACAGAUAAAGAUUUAAAAGAUCCAAAUAAUAUAUUAAAUGCAUUUUAUUCAAGAAAAGAAGAAGAUAAAAUAUUUAAAACAUCAAAUUGUACUACAGUAAGUAUUGGAAAUAAAAUAGAUUUUUAUUUAGAUGAAUUUAAAGUAAAAUUACCAUUAAAUCUUAAUGAUCAAUAUCAUUUUUUCUUUUUAAUUCAAGAUGUUACAUUUCCAGAAGAACAAAAAAAAGAAACAACAUUACAAUAUUUUGCAUAUAGACCAUUAUUUGAACAAGGAAAAUUAAUUAUUAAUGGAGAAUAUAAAUUACCAGUAUAUACAUAUGAUGGAACUACAGGAUAUAUGACAUCUACUGAUAAAGUAAGAGAUGGAAUAGGAGAUAAAAUGUCAUAUCUUAUAGUUGAUAUUAAUAUUCAUAGUACUAUAUUUGCAGGAAGUACAUCAUUAUAUGAAUUAUUAGAUAAAGUAUGUUCAUUUAAUUUAAUUGAAGAUGUUGAAGAAGUAUUAAGUAAAGUACAUAAUAUUCCAGUUAUUCAAUUAAUGCAUUUUUUCCCAGUUAUUAUGAGUAAUUUAUUUGGAAUGUUUAAUAAUCAUAGAAUUAAAAGAAAUAAUGAAAGAAAAUCAGAAGAAAAAAAAGAUAAAAUAGAAGAACAAGAAACAAUAAAUACAAGUCCACAAAAAGGAUCAAUAGUUCAAACACCACGUGGAAAAUUUUCAAAUGGUAAAAAAUUAGAACAUGAUGUUAUUUUAACAUAUAUUCUUAAAGUACUUGCAGCAUUAUUAAAAGAAGAAAAAGCACCACAUAAUACAUAUAGACAAAGAAAUCAUAUAUUAACAUCAUAUAUUGAUUAUUAUUUUACAAAUCCUAUUGAUGAUAAUACAGAAGAAAUAAUAAAACAAAUACCAAUUUUUAUGAAACUUACAAAUUGUUUAUUAUGGUAUUUUGAAAAAAUAUUAUAUCAAAAAGAUACUACAGAUCAAAGACUUGUUGUUGUAGAUGUUGCUGUUGAAUAUUGUUGGUUUUUCUUUGAUGUUAUUAUUAAAUCAUUAACAUUAUAUCUUGAAGAAUUAGGUAUUUUUGAUUCAAAUAAUAGACUUGAAAAAAUUAGACAAUUAGGAGAAAAUCCUAUUUUCCAACAAUUUAAUUCAGAUAUUAUUGAAUUAGGAACUACAUUAGCUCAAACUAUUAGACUUAGACUUUGUUUAUCUAAACAAGAAACAAAUGGAAUAUUUUAUUUAAAUUCAGAUUUUGGAUUAUUUAUAAAUGAUUUAAUUAGAAUUUAUUCACAUACUAUUGGAUUUGAAACAAUGAAUAAUUAUAUAAAUACAUUAUCAAGAUGUUAUGAUUCUCAAACAACAACAUUAUUUGAAGUUGUAGGAGAACCAAAUAAUGAAAAUUAUAUAGAAAUUGAAGGAAUUAUUCCAAGUCAAGAAAAAAGAAGUAAAUGUUGGUUAGCUACACAAAUACUUAGAAUUGAUUUUAUAAGUGUAUUAAAUUCAUAUGAAUAUUUUUAUGAAGUUAAUAUUCCAUUAAUGGUUAAACCAAAUUUAUUUGAAAGUGUUGGAGAAUUAAGAUCAUUAAUUAAUGAAAGACAUUAUUUUGCAAGUAAUAUAGAAACAUCAAUUAUUAAAUUAAUAACAAGAAAUAAUGAAAUUUCAAAAUAUGCAUUAAUAAUUCUUUUAAAAAGAAUUAUUCUUUGUGAUUUAGAUAUUAGAUUUGAAAAUAAAAAAGAAAGAAUAGCAGAAUAUUUUAUUCCAUUUUUAUUUGAUUUUAUAGAUAAUUUUGAAAGAAUUACAGAAAUAUGGACAAAAAAAAAUUUAAAAACAAUUGAAACACAAGAUCUUUAUCUUUGUUUAAUUUGGGUAUUAAAAAAUUUAAAUAGAGAAGUUUUAAAAAGAUAUAUUUCAUUAGAAGUAGGAUCAAAAAUAAUGAAUUUUAUUGAAUUACUUGUUUCAGCAAAAGAAAUUCUUAGUUUUAUGGGAGGAGAAAUAUGUAAAAAUGAUAAUGAUAAAAAGAAAUAUAGAAAUAUUAGUGGAAUGUAUUUAGGAAUAAGAAAAGAAUUAAUUAAUGAAUAUAUACAAAAUUUUGAAGUAUCAGAAAAUGAAAAAUUAAGAUUAAAUUCAAUGUUUGAAGAAAAUUUAAAAGAAGAAAAAAGUAUUAUUAAACAAAGACCAAAAGUAAAUGAAAAAAAUACACAAGAAUUAUUAUUAUUUGGACCAUCACCAGGAUUAGGAAGUGCAGAAGCAUAUACUAAAAGAAAUAAAAAAUUAGGAAAAAUAUUUGGAAAUGAUGUAAAAGAAGCACCAAUUGAAAGAGAUGAAACAAGAGAUCAUAUUAUUUAUGAUGAUACAUUAUUAGUUAUUCUUGAUAUUGUAGAAUGUUUAUUUGAAGAAUUAUUUGAAAGAAAAGAUAUAGAUGAAAUGAAUAAAAUUAAUAGUUUUAUAAGUGAUAAAAUGUUUGUUCAACCACCACCUGCACAAUAUAUUAAAAGAUUUUUCCAAUUUAUAAGAAAAAUAAUUAGAACAUAUGGAGAUUAUUUAUUUAAAGAAAAUUUAGAUUUUUCAUAUAAAUUAUUAAGAGGAAUUAUGAAUUAUUGUAAUUAUCCUGAUCCAGAUAUUAGAAUAAAUGCAACAUCAGUAUUUUAUUUAUUUGUUAGAACAAAUUAUGAAAUUUUAGGAAGUACACAAUGUAUGAGAAUUCAUACAGUUGCAGCAUUAGCAAGUAUUGGAACAAAAGAAGGAGAAAAUAAUUCAUUAAUAGAAAGAUCAUUAAAUACAUUAGAACAAUGGGCAAGAGAUGAUUUUUCACAAGAAAAAUUUCAUGGACAAAAAGAAGAAAAUUUAAAAACAAAAGAAACAAUUGAUAUUAUUGAUAUUAAUGCAUUUGAAAAUUAUAGAAAUAAAGUAAUUCAAAGAAGAUUAAAACUUCUUGAAAUAAUUGAUAAAGAUCAAAAUGGUGGAGAUAGAAAAUGGAGAACAAAAGAAAGAGUUAUUAGACAAUUAAUAAAUUUAUGGAAAGAAGAUCCUGUUAAUGAAGUUAGUGAAUUAGCACAAAAAUUAUUAAAUAAAUAUGAAAAAAAUGUUAAAAUAGAAAUUACUAUUUCAGGAUUAAAAUUAAAAACAAAUAAUUAUCUUAGAGAAGUUUUAGAAACAAUUAGAGAUUGUAUUGCAUUUACAGGAGAAUAUCAAAUAAAAAAAGAAGAAUAUAAUGAAAAAGCUAAAGAAUUAAGUAAAAAAUUAGAUGAACAUCAAAAAACAUUUGAAGAAUAUAUAGAAAAAUUAAAAGAAAUAGGAUCAAAUAUUUCUAUUAGUAAAGAUAAAUUAAAAGAAAUUAUUAAUAAAACAAAAGAAUUAGUAGAAGCAAGAAUUAAUAUUGAAAAAGAAGAAAUUGAAGUUAAAAAAGAACAAGAAAAUAAAAUGAAAGAAUUUGAAAAUGAAUUAAAAAAAACAUCAGAAAGUUUAAAUAAAUUAUAUAAUGAUGCAUGUGAUAAUUUAGCAACAAAUAAUGAUAAUGUAAUGAUAUUACUUUCAUCACAACAAAAACUUCAACAAACAAUUGGAAAAUUAAAUGCUAUAACAGAAAUAGCAAAAAGAAAUCAUAAAGAAUUUUUAAAAAAAGAAAAUGAAGUUAAUUGUAUUUCAUCAUGGAAUAUAGUAUUUAAAAGUUGGAAUAAUAUAUUACCAAUGGGAAUAGAAGUAUUAAAAAAAGCAAGUGAAAUACAAGAUAUUAUUAAUCAAUUUGAAAAACAAAUAUUAGAAGAGAAUGAACAAAUGGAUAAAGAAUUAUCAGCAAGUGAAGAAAUAAUUAAAAUUUAUGCAUGGGAAAUUGCAAUAAAUGAUGUUACAGAAUUUGUAGUAGGUACACAUCAAAUAGAAGAUAUUAUUGGAAUGGCAGGAAAAUUAAAUCAAAGAUUUAAAAGUAUUAAUUCAAGUUAUAAAAUAAUUCAAGAAUAUUAUGGAGAAAAUUAUAAAAAAGAAAAAUCAUUUAGAAUGUUUAUUGAACUUGGAAAAAAAAUAUUAAUACCACUUCAAUUAAGAACAAAAUUAUUAGGACAAAUGAGAUUAUUAAAUAAAGAAAGUCAAAAAGAAAAAGAAUAUGAAGAUAAAAGAAAAGAAUAUGCACUUUGUUUUAAUGUUACAGUUCAAUUACUUCAAUUUCAAAAUGAUGAACCAACAACACAAUUAAUUGAAAUAUCACAAAUUAUUAAAAAUAUAGAAAAUAUAAAAAUACCAUUUUAUAAUAAAUAUGUAAAUCAAGAAGAUAUUCAAAAAAUUCAAGAAUAUUGUGAAAAACAUCCAAAAUUUAUUAUAUUAUUACCAUCUAAAAAUGAAGCAGCACAAGAAAUUCAACAAAAUGGAAUAAAAGAUGAUGAACAAAAUAAUAAAAAAUUUGGAGAAGAAUUAAAAUUAUUAAGAAAUCAUGUUCAAUCAUUUUUAAGAGAUUUAUCAGAUUUAGAAAUACUUAAAAAAAGUAGUGAAAAAGCUAUUGAUUUAAUUACUGAAAGAAAAUUAGAAAUUGCACAAAAAUAUAUUGAUUGUCCACAAAUUCAUAUUCCAUGGUUUAAAAUGAUUGCAAAUGAACAUGAAAAAAGAGGAAAUUAUGUUGAAGCAGGAAUUGCUAUUGUUCAUAUUAUUCAUUUUAUUUAUUGUACAAUUAAAGAUAAUAUUCAUCCAUUAAAUGUAGAAUAUUUAAAAGAAAUUACUAAUGAUUUCUUAGAUUAUAAACAACCAUCAUUUCAAAGUGGUUCAACAACAUUAAAUACUGAUACAUUAGUAAAUGAAGUAAAACAUGGAGUACAAUUAUUUAAAAUAGCACAUGUUUAUUCAUUUGCAAUUGCUUUAUAUAAUUUUAUUAUUCCAUAUUUUAUUUCAAAUAAAAAUUAUUCAGAAUUAGCACUUGCACAUGAAGAAGUUAAUAUUCUUUAUAAUGGAAUUACAGAACCAUUUAUUUGGUAUUAUUAUUGUGUAGGAUUUUAUGGAGAAAAAGCAUUUGAAAAAGAUCAUAAAAAACAAUAUAUUUAUAGAAGUCCUUUAAGAUUAAAAGAAUUUGGAAAUGAAAUUAAAGAAAUGCGUAAAAAAGAUCUUAAUGGAAUUGGUAUUUCACCUGAUUGGAAAACAAAUAUUGAAGGAAUUGAUAUUGAUAAAUCUACAACUCCAUUUUAUACAGUUGUUAAUGUUUAUCCAUUUAAAGAUGGAAGAAAACAAAAUAAUUUUAAUGUAAAUUUUACAGGAGUUGGUGUUUUUGUAAGUGAACAAACUUGUAAAACAGAUAAAAAACAUCCUGGUUUAGAAGAUACUCAAAAAGUUAGAACAAUUUAUAAAACAAAACAUAAUAUUCCUUCAGUUCUUGAAAGAGAAGAAGUUCAAAAUAUUAUUCAAAAAGUAAUGUCUCCAAUUGAAUGUUGUAUUGAUGAUGUAGAUAAUAAAUUAGAAGAUUUAUCUACUUCAAUUGAAGAUUUUAAAAAUAAAGAUACUAAUAUUAUGUCUUUACAACCAAAACUUAAAGGUAUUCUUGUUGCUGAAGUAAAUGGUGGAAUAGGUGCUAUUUGUGAUACUUUUCUUAAAAAACCUAAUAUUCAAAAUUAUGAUGUUGAUUAUGUUUUAAAUUUAUAUUCAUUACUUCAACGUACUCUUUUUACUUGUAAAAGAGGAUUAACAAUUCAUAAAUCUAAUAUGAAACAAGAACAUGCAGGUAUUCAAAGUGUUUUUGAUAGAGGUUAUUUAACCACUUCUAAAAUUAUUAGAGAUGUUAAACCUGAUGUUUUAGAAUAUGCAAGAUCAAAAGGAGUUAAUGAAAAUGAUCUUGUUCAAUUUAAUUGA
Messenger RNA from Entamoeba dispar SAW760, 7611 nucleotides. RefSeq lists its product as uncharacterized. Lineage: Eukaryota; Evosea; Mastigamoebida; Endamoebidae. The transcript has 3 exons. The record is from RefSeq and is a predicted model, not a curated record. Gene Ontology annotation, molecular function: guanyl-nucleotide exchange factor activity. The coding region runs from base 1 to 7611 and encodes 2536 amino acids. Gene Ontology annotation, biological process: positive regulation of GTPase activity; small GTPase-mediated signal transduction.